AUGGCAUUAUAUACUCCUCCUGAUAAUUCAGAUUCAUCAUCGAAUGACUCCAAAUCUUAUGGUAAAGAUAAUAAUGAUAUUAGCGAUGAUACCAAAAAACUUGAAAAGUUUUACUCUCGACCCAGUUUAGGUUUGAGAUUAUGGGGCCCUUUAGUACCAGCUUCAGAUAACCAAAAUGGGUUAUGGACAUUAAUCACUAUCCAAACUGGUAUUGGUUUAUUCUUCUUAUAUAGGUAUAGAGCACUGGGAAAACAUUAUUCUAAAAGCAUCAUAAGAGAUAUUGCUGAUGUUCCAUCUUUGAAUCGAUUUUCAACAACUCACGGUCAAAUUCCGUUGACUAAUAAUAUUUCACCUGUUAAUAAAGUCAGUACUCCGAAUUCUAAAUUGGCUUCAAAUACUAUUUUCAAAGGGAAAACGCCACUAUUUGGUAUAUCUUCCUUUAGUAAAAGAGAAAACCCUAAAGAUACUUCGUCUUCCGGCGUUGGUGAACCUAGAAAGAGCAAUUGGAAUGGGAAUGAUAAUUUUAAAUAUUCCAGUAAGUUCAUUAUUUUCAAAAGGAUACUAUAUGGCCUUACAGGUGCGAUUAUAUUAUCUCAAUCAUUAUUAGAGACUUGUAGAUUAAAAAUCCUCAAAUAUGAUCCAUGGCUUGAAGAAGCUAAAUGUGUCCGUGAAAAGAAAUUCUUUAAUGAUAUCAUAAAAUAUUAUAAUGAGGGGAUUGAUCCUACUAAAGUGAAAGUUAAAGAUUCAAUGAGCGGUAACCCUGUUUCAACUAACAUUCCAGAGGUUAAACAAAGUGUUGCUCUAGUGAGAGCCCAAAAUGAAGCAGAAAACCCAAUCAUUAAAUGGUUUGGCCCAAUUGAAUAUAAACCAAUGUCUUUUACAGAAUAUCUUGAUAGAUUAGAAUACCAUUUGGAUAUGUUUGAUUUUUUCCAAAAGAAAAGAGCUGCAAAUGCACUACUUUGGAAUUCUAUUACUCAUACUACAAAUGAUUUAGAAGAGAUUAUACGGAAAAAUGAAGCUGCUAGGAAGAAGAUAUGUAAAAAGUUUGAGAAAAAUAAGCCUAGUGCGCACCAAAAACACCUACAAGAUUUAUUACCUGAUCCUCCAUUAACAUUGUUACCACCCACACCCUCUGCUGAUGGUGAAGCAGCAUCUUCUCAAAUGUUACCGCCUACUUUGAAUAGGAACUCAAUUGUUUUGGAUCAGAGUUUACAACAUUCAAAAGAAAUAGAUUUAAAGGAAUUUUGGAGAUUACACGACCCUUGGAUGAAUUUAGGAUUAGAGACAUCUUUAAGUAUCAAAUUUAUUCCCACUGUAAUGAAAGAGAAAGGAUUAAGAGCGGAUGAUAGCAAACUGGAAACGACAGAGCUAGAUAAACUAAAAGAACUCAACAAUGAUAAUAUUAAAUAA
Molecule: messenger RNA, 1410 nt
Organism: Naumovozyma dairenensis CBS 421
Lineage: Eukaryota; Fungi; Ascomycota; Saccharomycetes; Saccharomycetales; Saccharomycetaceae
Gene: MGR1
Product: Mgr1p
Exons: 1
Coding region: 1-1410 (469 amino acids)
Cellular component (GO): mitochondrial inner membrane
Source: RefSeq, a predicted model, not a curated record